AUGAAGCGAAAGUUUCAAGGAAAUGUAAGGGUUCAACAUGUACAACUUCAAGCUCUACGUCAAGAAUUUGAAGUUCUAGAAAUGAAGGUUGGAGAAUCUGUUUCUGAUUACUUCUCAAGAGUUAUGUUAGUCGCUAAUAACAUGCGAAACAAUGGAGAAGACAUGUCAGAUGUUAAAGUAGUAGAGAAAAUCCUACGUUCCUUAACAGAACAAUUCAACUACGUUGUUUGCUCUAUUGAGGAAUCAAAGGACAUCGAUACCCUCACGAUUGAUGAACUGCAAAGCUCUUUGAUUGUGCAUGAACAAAAGUUUCGAAAGAAAGACAACUUAGAACAUGUUUUGAAAGUCAGUUUAGAGGAGAAGCUUGCCACACGAAGGAAAGGCAGAAGUACCUUCAGAGGACAAGGUAGAGGAAGAGAAAGAUAA
Mangifera indica (mango) is the source of this 426-nucleotide messenger RNA. RefSeq lists its product as uncharacterized. Bases 1 to 426 code for a protein of 141 amino acids. The transcript has a single exon. NCBI's taxonomy places the organism in Eukaryota, Viridiplantae, Streptophyta, Magnoliopsida, Sapindales, Anacardiaceae. The record is from RefSeq and is a predicted model, not a curated record.